AUUAUUAAAUAUUGUUUUAAAGUUUUUUAUAUCUUUGUAACAAAACUAGUUGUAAAUACGUUGCGCCAUCUGUUUUGUUUAGGAAGUUCGCGAAGUUUGUAGUUUACGAAGUAUCAGAAUCAGAAGAAGCGCCAAAUUCGCUCGUCUUCUAAAGCGUUUCCCGACUUUUCUUCCAAUGUCGAAGCGAAAGGGCGUCAGCGCCGAAGAGAAGAGGCAACGCGUGCUACAGCUUUUUUACGAGAAAAAAGAUGUGUUCCAGCUGAAGGAAUUGGAGAAGAUUGCUCCCAAGGAGAAGGGAGUCAUUGCACAGGCCGUCAAGGACGUCGUGCAGUCCCUGGUCGACGACGGCCUGGUCGACUCCGAGAAAAUCGGCACUUCCGUCUACUUCUGGUCCUUCCCGAGUAAAGCCAUUAGCACGAGGAAGCGAAAGAUAGAGGACCUGAAGGCAAAGCUGGAAGACGUGUGCAAGAAGCUCAAGGCUGUGGAGGCUCAGGUGGACAAGGUGCAAGCCGGGAGAGAGGACUCUUCGGAGCGCACACAACUCCUGGGCACCCUUGCCGAGACGGAGGCCGAGUGCCAGGCGCUCAAAGCUCAAGUGCAACAGCACAGGGACUGCGACCCCGAGGUGCUGGAGGAGGUGAAGGCACAGGCAGUCAUUGCCAAGGAAGCCGCCAACCGGUGGACAGAUAACAUUUUUGGGAUUAAGUCCUGGGCAAAGAACAAGUUUUUCAUCGAAGAAUCUCUUCUCAACAAGCAAUUUUCUAUUCCCGAAGACUUGGAUUAUAUUUGAAAGGGCCUAUAUUAAAGAGUUCAAAAGCAU
Ixodes scapularis (black-legged tick) is the source of this 820-nucleotide messenger RNA. Its product is annotated as meiotic nuclear division protein 1 homolog. The record is from RefSeq and is a predicted model, not a curated record. Gene Ontology annotation, molecular function: double-stranded DNA binding. Lineage: Eukaryota; Metazoa; Arthropoda; Arachnida; Ixodida; Ixodidae. Gene Ontology annotation, biological process: reciprocal meiotic recombination. Gene Ontology annotation, cellular component: nucleus. The transcript is spliced from 6 exons. The coding region runs from base 176 to 790 and encodes 204 amino acids.